UUAUUUAUAUUUCAACACUUGUCCUCUAGUACCCAGGGGAGGACCUGUGUUCGUAACCUGAAACUUUAUAUUUAAACAUUGUCUUAUUCUAGAUGCGUUGCAGUGAACACCAACUACUGUGAGCAUUAGACUGAGAGGAACAAGUGAAGGUUUAUGGCAGAAAUUCUAAAACAUUUACAAUUGGAUGGAUAGAGAGUGACCCUGAGAGGGUGCCUUCCAUCCUCUAAAGGAUCCUAUCUUCGUUGGAGAACGUUGUAAUGAAGAUCCAUGAGAAGAUUUUAACCCAUUACCUAUCCUGCACCUCACCGGUAGAUAAAGAAGGAUAUCUCUACAAAAAGAAAGAGAGGACCUCCUCCUACCAGAGGCGCUGGUUUGUCCUGAAGGCCAAUCUGCUGUUCUACCAGGAGCGUCCGGCAGAUCGACACCUGCUGGGGGUUAUUGUCCUAGAGGGCUGUGCUGUCCAGCACUGUGAGUCUGAGGGAGGACUGUUUGCCUUCUCCAUGGUGUUCAGAGGGUCAGGGCUGAAAACCUACAGGCUUGCUGCUGAGGACCAGCUGGGCCAGGAGAGCUGGGUCAAAGCUCUGCUCACAGCCAGCCACUGCUACCUUUCACUGCUGGUCAGAGACCUGGGGAAGCAAUACGAAGAGGCUAAACGCCAAGCAGGCCCUGCUGAAUCCCAUCAACGAACCACUGUGACUGGUCCAGGCUCAAAGUGCCUUACCCAAUCCAUGGCUUCCCUGAACUCAUGCUCCUCCUCCUUCCUCAUGCCAGGACCAGUGAGGAGAGAAGGGGGAAGCCACAGUGCCAGUAAUGUAUUACAAGCCCCUCCAAUGCCCAGCAAAGUGAUCAAUAAGAGGUCCCCUAAGCAUUGGCCCAAGAGAAAUGCACAUGUCACACCGAUAAAUGGACCAGCACCACCAUAUGGGGAAUGGCCACAAGUGGACUUUGAUCCUCUAGAGGAUUUCACCAAGCUACAUGAUUACUAUGGAGAGGGGGUGAAGCAGCUGAGAGCUGAUUGGCUGAGGAGGAGGCAGGAGGAAGAGGAGCACCUUGAGGAGGAUCUUAUUGACCUGAGUGAACACUGACCCACAGAGAUCAGACAGUCACCACUCUGGUUAUGUUGAUGAGGACUUUGGUGUGAAUGCCAGUAAUCUGAAAUAAGAAAGUGACUUUAUCGUUUGAGGAACUAGAGCAUUUAAGAGGAACUAGUCACCUGUGUGUACAUCAUGAGGGGAUUAUAGUCCUAUCAGGUUGAUGAUGAGCCUCAAAAUGUCUUGUCACUGAGCAGAGACUCAUCAUCAAACUCAUAGGACUAUCACCCUUAGCGGUGUUGCAAACAACCGGAUGCAUCUGGUUUUCAGGGAUACAGCUAUCUUAAACCUAGUUUCCUUUUCCGCUGAAAACCUGAUGUGGGAACUCUGCUCAGGUGUUUCUUUUACGCCUGCUACUUUAGGUUAUAUGACUAUAAUCCCCUCAUGCUGUACACACAGGUGACUGGUUCCUCUUAAACACUCUAGUUCCUCAAAUUAUAGUCACUUUCUUAUUUCAGAGUACUGACACUCCUACUGGUUUGUCUGUUACUGUUUGUAAAUUAUCAUUAAAAUCCCUGGUAUAUUUUCUAGGUAAUAUUGAUGGUGAGUGUGAAGCUUAACUUUCUGUCAGCUAUCUGGGUUAUGCAAUAUGGAAGCAAAGUGCUUCCAGUCAAAUCUAGCAUCCACUGCAAAACCAUGGUGCUUACCUACGGAACAGCAAGAGGAACUGCCCCUCCCUACCUUCAGGCUAUGCUCAAACCCUACACCCCAACCCGAGCACUCCGUUCUGCCACCUCAGGUCUCAUGGCCCUCCCACCCCUAAAGGGGGGCAGCUCCCGCUCCCGUCUCAGCCCAGUCCAAGCUCUUCUCUGUCCUGGCACCACAGUGGUGGAACCAGCUUCCCCCUGAAGCUAGGACAGCAGAGUCCCUGCCCAUCUUCCGCAAACAUCUGAAACCCUACAACAACAACACAACAACACUUCACCAGCACUUGACCCUCCCCCCUUCUAGCUCUGAUUCUAUUGAUAGCUAUGUUAUUGAGGGAAAAAUGUACUUUAUAUGCCUGUGAUAUGUGGUUGUCCCACCUAGCUAUCUUAAGAUGAAUGCACUAACUGUAAGAGUGUCUGCUAAAUGACUAAAAUGUAAAACGUAAAAACAUCCUUGUGAUGUGUUAAACAUCAUGAAUAUUGAUGUGUUGUUAAGGCUUCACAUCCCUGUUUAACAAAAUAAUAAACUACAGUGCAGCUCUAUAUUAUUAGGUGUAUAUAGUUCAUAUUAAAUGUAUCCAUUAUUUUAAGCAACUUUAAUGCCCACUAAGGUUGAUGCAGCUCAACCAUGCUGUACCACCAGAGGGUGCUACAAACACUGCCUGUUGAUGAAACCAUUAAUGUCCAUUGAUUAAAAAGUGUGACAAGA
This is a messenger RNA of Coregonus clupeaformis (lake whitefish), 2447 nucleotides long. RefSeq names its product PH domain containing endocytic trafficking adaptor 2 (gene pheta2). Gene Ontology annotation, cellular component: early endosome; trans-Golgi network; recycling endosome. The transcript is spliced from 4 exons. Lineage: Eukaryota; Metazoa; Chordata; Actinopteri; Salmoniformes; Salmonidae. The coding region runs from base 258 to 1085 and encodes 275 amino acids. Gene Ontology annotation, biological process: receptor recycling; retrograde transport, endosome to Golgi; endosome organization. The record is from RefSeq and is a predicted model, not a curated record.